CUUAUCGGCCUCACUAUCGCGAUUAAGAAAUAUUGAAAACGUCUAUCCACACUCCACACUCCACACUCCAACACCACCACCACCACCUGCACCACGCUCCUUCCUUCACCCCGCAUACACAAUCCACCAUGGGCGUCGCAAAGAAAACCCGCAAGUUCGGCCAGGUCAAGCGCCUCAUCGGCCAACGCGAUGCGCGCCUCAAAAAGAACGUCGACGCCGCUGCCGAGGGACAAAAGAAGAAAGAAGUUGCCGUCGUUCGCCAGAUCCCCCAGGUCUCCUCGGCCCUCUUCUUCCAGUACAAUACCGCUCUCGUGCCGCCCUACUCUGUCCUCGUCGAUACCAAUUUCUUAUCGCAUACCGUCCAGCGCAAGCUGCCGUUGCUCGAGUCUAUGAUGGACACGCUCUACGCAAAGUGUACGCCUAUAAUUACAUCGUGUGUGAUGGCUGAGCUCGAGAAGCUGGGACCGAAGUACAGGAUUGCGCUGCGGAUAGCGAGAGAUGAGAGGUGGGAGAGGCUUCAGUGCGAUCAUAAGGGUGUGUAUGCAGAUGACUGCAUUGUGGAUCGUGUGAUGAAGAACAAGGUUUAUAUUGUGGCGACGAACGAUUUGGACCUUAAGCGGAGGAUAAGGAAGAUUCCCGGUGUCCCGAUUAUGAGCGUCGCGAGAGGAAAGUAUGUCAUUGAGAGGUUGCCCGACGCACCUGAGAAAUAGAGGACUGCAAGAACAAAGGAUGGGAUACGAUUUUGAAAGGUUGUGUAUACUGGCAUAGCGUACGGAGUUUUGGGCGUUGAAAAGGGCCAUGGUGACACCCUGUACGACAUCAGGGAGAUUAGGGGAGCAGCAUCAUUGACUGCAAAAGUGAAAAAUAUAAUCAAUCACAAGACAAUCAGUAGUUCCUCGCCCUGCUGUCAAACAUGAAGUAGAUCAAACGCUUGCAGAUCUCAUAUUGUAAUUCUAGGAAUCCCACCAACUCCGAG
This is a messenger RNA of Pseudogymnoascus verrucosus, 976 nucleotides long. RefSeq names its product rRNA-processing protein fcf1 (gene FCF1). The record is from RefSeq and is a predicted model, not a curated record. Gene Ontology annotation, cellular component: nucleolus; small-subunit processome. The transcript is spliced from 3 exons. Lineage: Eukaryota; Fungi; Ascomycota; Leotiomycetes; Thelebolales; Thelebolaceae. Bases 129 to 710 code for a protein of 193 amino acids.